This is a messenger RNA of Petromyzon marinus (sea lamprey), 4915 nucleotides long. Its product is annotated as secretory carrier-associated membrane protein 5A-like. Gene Ontology annotation, cellular component: recycling endosome membrane; trans-Golgi network membrane. Gene Ontology annotation, biological process: protein transport. NCBI's taxonomy places the organism in Eukaryota, Metazoa, Chordata, Hyperoartia, Petromyzontiformes, Petromyzontidae. The record is from RefSeq and is a predicted model, not a curated record.
GCCAGUGUGUGUGUGUGUGGGGGCGGAGUGUUGAACAACGCCGCAGUGACAGCGUUGACGCCACGAUUGGCAAAGCGCUGGCUCAGAAGUCCGAGUGGGCAUUCGUAGCACGGCCUUAUAACCAAAGCGUGCGGAGUUGCGGGCCAGUCACGUCAGAUUUUAGAAGCUCAGCGGGGCGGGCCCAGCGAGAGCCGCGUGAUUGACCGCCGGAAACGCACGGAAGGUUGGAGAAGCCUCAUUGUGGUUAAUGAACAAGCGUCCCCGUGUCCAGUCAAGCGAGAGUUUGAAAUCAUGUCAGAGAAAGAAAAUAACUUCCCCCCACUGCCCAAGUUCAUUCGGCUGAAGCCGUGCUUCUACCAGGACAUUGAGGGCGACAUUCCUCCGCCACACACGCAGACCGUCAAGCGACUCUACUACCUCUGGCUAUUGCAAGGGCUUACACUGGCCGUGAACCUGAUCGGAUGCCUCGCCUGGAUCAUCGGUGGGGGCUCGGCCACCAACUUUGGCCUGGCCAUUGUGUGGCUCCUUCUCUUCACGCCCUGCUCCUACGUCUGCUGGUUCCGUCCCAUCUACAAAGCCUUCAAGACCGACAGCUCCUUCAACUUCAUGGCGUUCUUCUUCGUCCUCACGGCUCAGCUCGUGAUUAACGUCAUACAGGCCAUCGGCAUCUCUGGCUGGGGAGUCUGUGGCUGGAUUGCGACCAUAUCGUUCUUCAGCUACAACAUUGGAGCGGCCGUCGUGAUGCUGAUCCCGACCAUCAUGUUCACCGGCCUCGCCGUGCUCUCUUUCCUCGCGUUAACCAAGGUGCACGGAUACUACCGCGGCAGCGGCGGCAGCAUGAGCAAGGCCCAGGAGGAGUGGACGACGGGAGCGUGGAAGAGUCCCGUGGUGCAGCAGGCCGCCUCGCAGGCCGUCGCCUCUCAGCUGCAGCAGCAGCAGCAGCAGCAGCCGCCUGCUUACGGCAACGUCCCCAGCUACGGUUACGGCUCUGACCCCAUGGCACCCGCCGACCCGUAUGGCGGCGGCGGCGGUGGCGGCGGCGGCGUUGGCGGCGUUGGCGGCGUUGGCGGAGGAGGAGGCUAUGGUGGAAGUGCCGGGGGUUAUGGGGGAAACGCAGGGGGUUAUGGGUAUGGAAACGAAUACGGGACAAAUGCCAACCCGGCUGCCGGUUAUUCCUACGGAAAUCAGAUGUGAUUUGUUCUUAGUUUUUUUGUUUGCGGCGAUGUAAAGAAACUUUAAAGUGAGGUGUCGUAGUCCGAGUGUGUUUCAUUAACUAUUUAUUUCCGUUUCGUUUGUAUAAUUCGGCGUGGAUUUGCUGUUACCGACAGAUCGAUUGUCGCUACUGCCGAGUUUUAAUGCUAAAAGGCGACGACCGGUCACUCUCGUUUCGUUACAUUGUUUAAGUGGGUUCAGGUGCGUCUUCAAUUCUGGCCGUGCGUAGGUUUUUCCGAGGAACGUACGUGCCUACGUUGCAUGUUGAACUUCUUUCGCACCGUACGUAGCCAACCGCGCUAAUCGGAGGUGCGUGGGAAGGACAAGCAAACUAAUACACAAAAAGCAGUUCUAAAGAAAGUGCGUUUUCAAUAUCGAUGAUUUAGAAGUGCGUAGCUCCCAGUCGGCUUCCUAAUAUCGCGAGGAAAGAGCGUUCCAGACAGCCGCGGAAGCAGCGCAUCUGAAAGCGCCGCCCGACGAUGCGGUGACCGCGGUCUUCGUUCGGUGGCUAACAGCCAAAAGCCGCCGCUGCUUCGAGGAUGGGCGAAGUUCGCCUGGCGGCGAUUUAACAUAACGGUUUUGAUGAAUCGUCACGAUUCAGGGUCGCGGUCAGACAGGCGAAUCGGUUGUCGUAUUGCCCCUUGUGCAGUGUUUUGUAAAUCCACAGCGGUUGUUGUGGUUCGGGCAAGUCGUAGUAGUGGUGGUAGUGCGGCUUUCGCGACCAAUAUCCACAGAAGAGGUCAUUGUUUGAAUGCGUCGCUAAAACACGGCACCACCCGACACAGCCAAUUAGUAAAAGUUUGUCACGUAAACAAAACAACAAUAAACACACCGGUUAGUGCUGUACGAGUAACGAAUUGCCACGUUUUGUUUACGUGACAAGCCUUACUGAUUGGCUUCGUCGGGUGGUGGCGAGGUUAACGACACAUUUAUAUUGACGCGAUGGUUCGAACCCAAAAAUACCUCUUUAAUGGCUGUGGUUCUGCAGUAUACGCCAGGAUUGUUGCGAUUUGGCGAGGCUCAAAUUCCACCGUACGAUAUAUACAAUCCACGGUAACCGUAGUGACAGCGGUCCUUUUUUUUUCUCCUCCGCGAUGUCGUGAUCAUCGUUGCUAAUUUUUUGUAAUACAUAUCUCAUUUCCUGACUAUGUGAAAUAACAACCACGGUAAUGAAAGUUCUAAAUAAGUAGCUAUGUUAACCAUUAAAAAAACAUAUCAUUUUCCUGCAUCGCAUCUUCCAAGCCUUUGACUACCGUCGUAAUUAAUUUAAUUAGUUCUUCUCUAGCUGACGGCACGUGAGUCACUGCGGUCGGAAAGGCUUCGGGUUGAGUGAACUUCGGUAAGAACGCUUUCUCUCGUCACGCUUGAGCACACGGCAGAUUUUUGUUAGUUUUUUUUACGCGGCACGGACAAUUUGCUCGGCACGAUUUCCGUCGACGCUGCGCGGGGGGCGGGGGUGGGGGGGGCGCUGAGGUCUCAGUCGUAGUCGCGAACGUUCAUUGUCAGUUUGGCAAUGGCAAACGUUUAAUUCUGUGCCCACCGUAGGCUCCACUGUGACGUUCCGCGAUGGAAUCCACUGUGGAGUGAAUCGAUGAUGCACAGCAGCAGCAGCAGCAGGGAUCUAUACAGCGGUGGUUCUCAGAGUGCGGUUCCCGUACCCCGGUGGGCCCCGGAACCUCCGGUGGUCCCCGAUCGCCCCGGUGGUCGGCGACGUUCCUCCAAGUUGGUCAACGGAGCUGUGAUGCAAACGCAGCUCGACGCGGAAUUCACGACAACGUUCAAUCCCUUUUUUGUUUAGGACAUUCACAUUUGACUUAUGAUAUUUAAUUUUAAAAUGGAAGCUAUGUCAACUACCCUGAGUGAACUAACCCUAACAAGAUCUAAAUGACCGGUAUUUAGAGCGAGAAGUGAAUGCGUCUUGUCACCAGGAGCGGGGUGGGGGGGGUGUGCUCUGGGUGGGCCAAGUGAUCCGCCGGCCCUAAACGAGUUUGAGCGACAACAACCGCUCGAUCCAAUCCAAAGUGACCCGUCGAUUCCACAUCGGCUAAAAAAAAAUCUGUUGACUCUGCGGUGGUGCGAACGUGUUGAAUCUGUAGUGAUAACAUUACAGGGACUCCCUCUACUUACGGAACGAGCUGGGUUCCAGAGGUCUGUUCGUGAGUCGCUUUGUUCGCGAGUCGAACUCCACUCCCGUCGCUUCCAAACGCGUUUUCACAGCGGGUUCCCCGGCAGUUCACGCGAGAAAAAAGGGGCAGCUGAACCCGGCUCGAACAGGACACCGUUGGGGCUGUACGGUUUGCCGUAGUCUUGCACAGGGGGGCACGGUGAGCCGCCAAGACUUUGGGGGUUAUUUCGUUGAGAAGAACAUCGUGGUUGUAUUUAAACAGAACGGACGGUGUUGGGGUUCUCCUUCGGAAAGUAAACACUGGACGAGUUCCUGCCACGGGAACGUAGAGUUUCCUUCACUGGAUUGUGGCCACGUGUGGCUUGCACACGGGGGCACACGGCGAGCCACGACUUGCCGUAUGUAUUAAGAUCUUCGCUGGGGAGUGGUGGGGGUUAUAUGGUGGUUGUAUUUAAAACAAAACUGACGAUGUUUUGGUGGGGGUUUGCGUCGAAAAGUCAACACUGGUUUGUCCUAUGGAAAAUGCCGAGUUCCCUGCCACGGGAACGGCUCAUUUCCUUCACUGGAUCAUGGUCACGAGCGCUUACGGGCAACAUCCAGUGCCCCGUUCGAGGGGAGCGGAGGCCACGAGUUGGGAGUAUUUAUAUUAUUCGUGUGUUAUCGAGUAUUUUGUGAAUUGCCCAAAAUAACGCAAACGAAGCGCGUCGUGAGUGUUAAUUAUCUCGUGAGUGAAUUCAUUUCAUUCCAUCCUGAAACGGAGAGGUUUUUUUUUGUUUGCGGGCAGUUCGUGCGCGUACAAUUUUUUGUUCAGCUAUCGGCGUUGCAGCAUCCCCUGCACCGUUUGUAGGGGGGGCGCGUUCCCCGGGAAGCCCCAUCGUAGACGGUCGAAACGGGAGACACAUCACUUUGCCGAUGUAUUUUUUUUCCCUUUUAUCAGCCGUAUUUAACGCAGUUUAUCAAGAGGUAAACAACAACAACAACGACGACGAACAAAACCCCGGCUCGAGAAUAGCAACAUCUCCACGCCAAGUCACGUCGCGAACCAGACCGGCUGUUCACAUGCUUCAACUAAACUUUUGUUCUACCAGGUACGGCCCACUGAACCACGUACAGGGCGCUUCAACAAAUGUUAACACCCAUACGGGACUAUCGUUUUUUUCAUGGAAAAAGAACGGUUAAUAAUUACACUGUAACGUGAUAACAAAUGUAACGUUAAUAGCUUAAAGAAGUCAAAGAGUCUCCCGCUUGUUCGCCAUCGUUGUCAACGCGUGGACUGGAAUCUCCUCCAGGAGGUCUCCAGAUCCAGGAUGAGGCGGCACAUUUCUCGUGCGUUGUUGCAAAUUCUCCGAAGUGUCAACAUUGUUUUUGAAGCACCGCCCUCCAUGUAGCUCUUUUCCAGAAGCAACCUAUCGCAAAUGUUCGCUCAACGGAGUGACUUUUCACGUGGAAAUCAAUGGCAGCGGCCAAAUAUUCUUAAACGCGUGACGUUGAUUCUAACUGCGGAGGGAUAAAGCGGAGGACGCGGAGUAAAUAUUCACGCGGCCACGGGGAGAGAGAGAGAGAGAGACGCCGCAAACU